AUGCAAGCGCUGGGACAACAGUCUCGAGUGGCGCGGAAAGUCCGUGCGUACUUGACGAAUACAAAGCUUGGUCUGCUGUUUGUGUGCCGCCGCCGUGCCCACAUCCAGACAGAGCAUGGUGAGGCAUUGCAUGCUGUUCAUUGUACGGCACGCAAGCAGCUGCUGAUAUGGCUGCGCGACAAAUGGGCUGCGCAGCGAAUGGCCGCUCGGAAUGAGCACGGACACGCCAAGCGGCAGCGGUGGAGAGCUUCAUUUGCACAAGCCGACAGGCCGCAGAUUUUGCGCGACAUGUUGCCGCAAAUUCCUGUGAAGUUUGCACGUGCUGCACGUGACCUACUGGCAGGGUGGCAUGUCGAAGAGCCGAUUGUCAACGAGCCAUCGCCGCAAGCAUACAAGGGCACUGGUACUAUGUUCCGAUACAGUGGCUCCUUUAGCAUGAUUGAGCAUCAACCUUCCUUGGACCUUCUUGCGGCAGGACCAUCUGUCGACAUUGAUCUGCUCAGUGCCGGCCUACGAAACGCACCGCAGGUGCUUGCCAUUUGGAAUGACUUUCAAAGUUGGAUGACCGAGCUCGGCAACAAGUACCGCUUUGAACGGGUCAGCACCGCCCUGGAGCUCCACACAGAGGUGACGCUGCAACGCAGAGUGCCUUCCAUUCACUUGCACAUGAUGUUUGACACCCGCGACUCGGCAGCAAUGCGGGCUCUAGCACCGUACCUUCCUGGCCCAUGCACCCUCAUGUUGCGGCCAGGGCGACAAGUGCAUCUGUCUGGACAAAGUUUGGCAUUUCGUGGGUGCAAGCCGCACAUCUCCUUGGAUUGCUCGCAGGCUCGUGGGCGGUCAGUCCGUCGUGCACUGGAUCAAGGGCACUUUUAUCUCCAAGUCGAGAAGAAAGGGUCCAUUUUUCGCCAGACCACUUGCCCAGCAUACCAGACUUUCACAGUGAGCCCCGACUGGGUGACUGGACUUUGGCAGGGGGAUAAGAUUAACAAGGAGUGUGCCGGGCAGCACUACGUCCAAUGCAAGCGCAACAUUCGUGCUUACUGUGAGAACCUGAAGUACCAUGGCCAGAAACAACGGGAGCUGUACAUUCAGCAGCAGCAGGCUGCUGCAGCAGAGCUCUUGCGCCCACUGCAGAAAGAGCCAGUGGAACUACCAGAAGUGACGCAGCUGUUCUUGCCACAGUUCACGCGGCCUAUGCAUCGCCGAAAAUUCUUGGUGCUGAAUGGCCCAACGCGCCUGGGGAAGACUGUCUAUGCACGGUCUCUCUUUGGCGCAGAUCACACGUAUGAAACCAAUUGUUCUGGGGUGUUGGAGCCCGACAUGAGGGAAUAUGAUGUGCUACGGCACCGGUGUGUGGUGUUUGAUGAAGCUAGUGUCCAUCUUGUCUUGAAGCACAAAAAAUUGUUUCAGGCGCCGCCUGCCGAAAUUUCACUUGGGCACUCGGCGACAGGCAUGUAUGUUUAUCGCAUCUGGGUUUGGAAUGUCGCUCUUAUUGUCACAUCCAAUGUCUGGACCACCGAACUGGAGCAGCUCGCUGGAGAAGAUCGGGAAUGGCUAGAAGGGAAUGCGAUUCUCAUUCAGUGUAGCCAGCCCUUAUACAGACAAGACUGA
This is a messenger RNA of Cladocopium goreaui, 1614 nucleotides long. The record is from the annotation of a GenBank genome assembly. Lineage: Eukaryota; Dinophyceae; Suessiales; Symbiodiniaceae.